This is a messenger RNA of Fusarium oxysporum Fo47, 918 nucleotides long. RefSeq lists its product as uncharacterized. Bases 67 to 768 code for a protein of 233 amino acids. Lineage: Eukaryota; Fungi; Ascomycota; Sordariomycetes; Hypocreales; Nectriaceae. The record is from RefSeq and is a predicted model, not a curated record. The transcript has a single exon.
UCACCAUACCAUUUCUAAUUGUUUUCACUCGUCAAAAACCAGAUACUUCGGCUUCCAAAGCCCAACAUGAACCAACUGCCGAACCAUCCCAAAAUUGGCUCCCUCCUGGGGAAGAGAAGACCCGUCAUCAAGCUCUCCCCAAAUUUCCGAAGCUUAGCUGGCGAUGCCUGCGAAAGAACUCCGAUGGACGAGUCCAAGAUUCUUCCAUGGUCCAAAUUCACAUUUAACAGCAUUGUGAAUGCAUACGGCGAUGUUCUAGAACAGGCUGUAAGCAGCAAACCACCGGAUGAGGUGCCAGAGAUCGACUGCGAGAAUCAUUGCAUGAUGGUACAGAUAUGUUACAAGUCGUUCCACAUACCCACCGCAAUUAGUUCAGCCAUCAGCUUGGGAAAAUACAUCCUCCGUCCUAGGCUCGGUACAGAUACGAAUCUGGCAUGCGCUGAAGCGAGAGAAUUGAGUGAGAGACUCCCUAAACACGCUCAGAGGUUGGAUUUCGGCGACGAGGACCACGUUCAAGUCUUCUAUGACCCAAACCCAAACAGCUGGCACCCCUUUCUUGCUACUAGCCUCACCGUACCCUCAUGCACAUGGGAGUCAGGCUCCCUCGUCACCGCAAAUCGUGACAAACAACCCAAGCUUGGCCCUAUCGAACAAUUGGCUGCCUGUGCAAAAAAGACCAAUACUUGUUUCUCGUUCAUCUUGGGGGAUAAAGAUAUUGUCGUCCUGCAAUUCUUCAAGACGGAAACCGGGGGUAUGGGAGUGUACUAGAAGGCUAUUCCAUGCGACACAGAGGGGGAGGACACAUUGACAGCUAAUUUGGCGAUAUGGACUCUGAUCAUGAUGAGUCUGAAGAUUGAAAAAAAUGUUCUCGUACCCAAAGAGAGUAUAAUUCCUCUCGAUCUCUGGAACGGGGUAGUU